CGGCGUGGAAAGAAGGUUUCUUCCGGGCGACCAGGGGCAGGAACUUUUCCUUUCGCUUCCUGACAACACGAUGGACUGGAGCGCAGACCACGGUAGCCACAUGCAUGACGGGUGCCAGCAUGGCCACGGAAAUCACGGCCACAGUCACGGCGGCAGGUCACACCCCAUGAUGCCGUCUUUUCAUGGGCCAUUUGGGCAGAAACCCGAGCAGGUCAUUCAGAUGAGUCAGCAGCCAAAUAAGCGCUCACUCGUGGAGGAUGGAAGCAGCUGGGACAUUGUCAAGGCAACACAGUUUGGCAUCCUUGAGCGAUGUAAGGAGCUGGUGGGUGCAGGGUACGAUGUCCGUCAGCUGGACAAGGAGAACGUCUCGCUUUUGCACUGGGCAGCCAUCAACAAUCGUUCGGAGCUUGUCAAAUAUUACAUGUCUGAAGGGGCAAUUGUGGACCAGCUGGGAGGAGACCUGAAGUCCACCCCUCUUCACUGGGCCAUAAGGCAGGGCCACCUCCCCAUGGUGAUACAACUCAUCCGAUAUGGCGCGGAUCCCUCCAUCGCUGACGGAGAAGGUUAUCGAGCGCUUCAUCUGGCUGUACUUUUCCAGCACAUGGCCAUAGCUGCGUAUCUAAUGGCCAAAGGGCAGGAAGUUGAUGGACCAGACUUGAAUGGACAGACGCCUCUGAUGUUAGCAGCCCAGAAGAUUAUCGGGCCAGAGCCCACAAACUUCCUAAUCAAGAAUAAUGCGUCAGUUAGCGCUGUGGACAAGGUGAACCGGAACACGCCGUUGCACUGUGCGGUGCUUGCAGGAAAUGUGGAUGCUGCCCACGUCCUGCUCGAGGCCGGAGCCAGCGUGGAUGCUGAGAACAUUAAUGGCCACACACCGAUCCACCUGGCUCACCAGGUGAACAGCCCGCUGCUCAUGCAGAUGCUCAAUCACGUGAAACAGGAACGAAUUCGCUCCAACUCCCGCUGCCAGAGAUUCAUCAGCAGAUACAGUGUUUUUCUUGUGUUCUUGUUUUGGGUGGCCAUUUUUGGAAGCAUUGCUGCCAUUAUUGAUAUGGACUCCGACUCGUGGUUGCUCAAAGGAAUCCUACUGGGCUGCGUGGCUUUUGCAAGCAAUCUUGUGCCAAGGAAAUUCCCCCCUAAAAUGUUCCAUUCCCUCCUUCCAUCCACUGGUCUCAUGGCCUCAGUCUUUUGGAUGAUUGUCACCUGGUGCCUGUGGUUCCCAGCAGAUGGGCACAGUCCCAGCGUUCAGGUUCUGUUCACUCUUGUGGCCACUGCACUUGUCCUCUGCUACCUCCGCACCUGUAAGACCGACCCAGGGUUCGUCAUGGCCUCCGAGGAGAAGAAGAAAAUGAAUGUGUUGGUGUUGGCCGAGGCCGGCUACCUGGACCCUCGGGUGUUCUGCACGUCUUGCAUGAUUAAGAAACCAAUGAGAACGAGCCACUGCUUCAUAUGCGAUGCCUGUGUGGACAAGCAGGACCACCACUCCAUCUGGACCAACAACUGCAUCGGUGCGAGAAACCACAGGUUCUACAUCUUCUUCCUCUUCACCCUCAUGUUGUUGGGCUCCUUCAUGUUCUAUGGUUGUCUUUCACACUGGUCCAUCCACUGCAUAGAGAAAUCGGGCGACGUGGGUUUUUGGGCUGUACUUAGCGCUGUUGGCUGCUCCCCUUGGCUUCUCAGCGUUUUCCUGCUGGCCUUCUACCACACCUGCUGGUCAGCACUUUCCCUGCUGCAGCAGCUCUACCAGAUUGCCUAUUUGGGACUGACCACUUCAGAGAGACUGAAUUUGAUCUUCCACCAGAGGAGACAACGACAGUCCGUCCCACUGCGGCAAAAUCCUUACAAUUUGGGAGUGAUGCGGAACCUGGUGACGUUCUUCCAGCUGCGAUGUUGCGGCCUCUUCAAGCCGGCCGUCAUCGACUGGACCCAACAGUUUCCUCCGUCUCCAGACCAGCAUGUUUUCGGACACUCAGAUAUGGUCUGAUCUGCCUGACCCCCCGCCCACGUACACAGUCCUGGGUGAGACUAUUCACCGCUUCUGGGCCAAAAAUAUUUGGAGAAUAGAGUAUAUUUAUUUAUUUUUAUAUCAAUCCAUUCGUUUUAAGGGAAAAACAAAGAAACAAAAUCCUGGUAUUGGAAAGUGGAACUUUGUUGGUUUACAGUUUUUAUACAAACGUUGCCUUAUUUUAAUAAUCCCACUCAAAUCACUGUUGAGUGUUUGAAACUGACCUGUUAAAUCGCGUUUGUUACAGUCACGUGUCUCAUUCCCUGACAUUUGCUUUGCCAAAAUGUGGCCUGAAGAUUGACGUUUGCCUCUCAGUGACAUCACAUAUGUCGCCUCAUGAACGGUCAGCUACUGCGUUUGCUUUGCCAGUAGAGGUCGCUGUUCUUUGCCAUGUAAAUUUGUUCUUGUUUAUUCAUGGACGUUUGUGAAGGUCGCAUGUUUAAUAAUAAAACACCAAUAUUACAGUAUAA
Synchiropus splendidus (mandarinfish) is the source of this 2475-nucleotide messenger RNA. It is a transcript of the gene zdhhc13, whose product is annotated as zinc finger DHHC-type palmitoyltransferase 13. The transcript is spliced from 17 exons. The record is from RefSeq and is a predicted model, not a curated record. NCBI's taxonomy places the organism in Eukaryota, Metazoa, Chordata, Actinopteri, Syngnathiformes, Callionymidae. Gene Ontology annotation, biological process: protein palmitoylation. The coding region runs from base 71 to 1984 and encodes 637 amino acids. Gene Ontology annotation, molecular function: palmitoyltransferase activity; protein binding. Gene Ontology annotation, cellular component: Golgi membrane.